AUGAGCUCCCAGCAGAGAAGGAUGUCCUGCUCCAGCGAGCCGUGCGGCGUGAGCUGCCCGCAGCCCGUGGCCCAGAGCUCCAACGAGCCGUGUGUGCAGCAGUGCCCCGAGUCCAGAGCCCUGAUCCUGCCCCCGCCCGUGCUGGUGACCAUCCCGGGGCCCGUGCUCAGCACCUGCCCCCAGGAGAGCGUCGUGGGAUCGUCGGGCCCAGCGUGGCUGGGGCGUUCCUUCAGUUCCCGCAGCUCCCAGGGCUACGGGGGCAACUUUGGGUCUGGAGCUUCUGGGGGUUAUGGGGGCUCCCUGAGCUUGGGGGGCUCCUCUGGCUAUGGGGGCAACUUUGGGUCUGGAGGUUAUGGGGGCUCCUGGAGAAAUUUGGGCUCCUUUGGGUGGGGACCUUAUGGAGGUUCCCAGGGCUAUGGGGGCUCCUUUGGCUGUGGGGGCUAUGGGGGCUCCCUUGGCUAUGGCCGUUCCCUGGGUUAUGGAGGUGACACUGGCUAUGGGGGUUCCUUGGGGGGCUAUGGGGGCUCCUUGGGGGGCUAUGGGGGCUCCUUUGGAGGUUAUGGGGGUUCCCUGAGGGGCUAUGGGGGCUCCUUUGGCUCCUCCAGCUCUGGUUUCUCCUCGCGGGGCCUGGGCUAUUCCCUGCCCGGCUUCCAGAGAUGGGGCAGGUCCCGCCGUGGGAGCUGUGGGGUUUUCUAA
Molecule: messenger RNA, 696 nt
Organism: Cinclus cinclus
Lineage: Eukaryota; Metazoa; Chordata; Aves; Passeriformes; Cinclidae
Product: claw keratin-like
Exons: 3
Coding region: 1-696 (231 amino acids)
Cellular component (GO): intermediate filament
Molecular function (GO): structural constituent of cytoskeleton
Source: RefSeq, a predicted model, not a curated record